AUGGACAGUAUGGACUGCAUAAAUGAGAGAGUGAUGGGUGUAACGUUAACUAUAGAACAGACAAAAAUUAGCAUUAUCCAAACAUAUGCUCCACAACAGGGCAGAAGUCUGAGGGAGAAAGAGCAGUUUUAUGAAACUCUACAGGAAAUGACAGAAACAAUAAGACAUCACGAGAAUGUCAUUGUCAUGGGAGACAUGAAUGGACAUGUCGGACAGAAUAGAGAUGGAGUAGAGCACGUCAUCGGAGAGUUUAGCAUUGGCGAAAGGAACCAGGAGGGAGAAAGAAUAAUAGAUUAUUGUGUGAUGAAUAACAUGUCCAUUAUGAAAACUUAUUAUAAAUAUCAGGAGAGCCAUAAAUGGACAUGGUAUCGGUGGAAUGCAGCACAACAAGGAUAUACUGAGAGGUCAAUGAUUGACCUGUUUCUCACCAACAAGAAAAACAUAUUUAAAGAUGUUAGGACCAUACCAUCUGUGUCCUUAGACUCUGACCACAGGUUGGUGGUGGCUAAAUUGAAAAUUGUAAAACCAAAGGAAAAAGUCAAGAAAAAGCAAAAGAGAUUCAAACUGGAAAACCUCAAGGACGAAGAGAAGAAGCAAGCACUGCGGCAACUGCUGAUUUGUGAUAACUUCUGGCACGUUUUCCACUCCGCAGGCACAGGCGUGUGGCAGAUAAAGCCGAGGAACAACACGGUGGAGGAAGGUCGUGCUGUCCGUCUAACUUGCCACAUGGCCUCCUUACCCGUGGCCUCCUACAUCUGGCUCAAAGACAAUGCCGCACUGCCGGUAAACAAAUCCAGGUACUACCAGCCCAAGCCCGGGGUGCUGCAGAUCACUAACGUGCAGCCCCAGGACCAAGGCAUGUUCAGGUGUAAAGCAAUCAAUGACAUGCUCAAUGAGGAGUUUCUGAGCAACUGGGGCUACCUCACUGUGGUCCCUCGCAAGAAUGAAGAGGGGCACCUUUUCCAGCACUCGCUCCUCGCCGUGCCAUCCAAGGUGGAGGUUCACAAAGGGGAGGAGGCGGUGCUGGAAUGUAUCACUGACGACGAGGAGCCUGACCUUCACUGGACGAGGAUAGAUGAGACUCCCAUCGCGAAAAACAGGACAAUUAGAAAAGGUCAAGGGUCCCUAGUAUUUCCCAGCGUCUCGGAACAAGACACCGGCGUCUACAAUUGCACCGCCGUCAGCAAGAAGAGCAGGGACCCGAUCAGUACUCAGAUGAUCGAGUUCACUAUGAUGACGCCGCCGAAGGUUCAGCUCUCCAUGAGCGUCAGCAAGCGCCCCGUUCCACUCAACACCAACGUCAGCAACGGAGAGACAGUGCGGAUCACCUGCGCCACGUGGGGCACACCUGCACCCUCCAUCUCCUGGUACAAGAAUGGAAUCCUGCACGUGGAGACUGGCCGUCACAAAUUCACCAAUAAAAAUUCAACCAAAACCUUCAACUCGGAGGACUUAUUCAUUGGCAUCAUCAUGUCCACAGACACAGGACUUUACCAGUGUGUGACCAGGAACAGGGCAGGUGUGGCCUCCGAUGCUUUCAUCCUUAACAUUCCCAUGGUGGCAAAUUUACCCUUGCCUCCCGUCAACGUGAGUGCAGUGGCGAUCGAUCACGAAAGUGUGAACGUGAGCUGGAUGCCCUCACCUGAUAAUGUAUCCGGAUACAUCAUCAACUUUAUAACAGGUAAGCCUCGGAAAAAAAAAAUUUAA
Messenger RNA from Scylla paramamosain (green mud crab), 1707 nucleotides. Its product is annotated as immunoglobulin superfamily DCC subclass member 3-like. The record is from RefSeq and is a predicted model, not a curated record. Gene Ontology annotation, biological process: cell-cell adhesion. Gene Ontology annotation, molecular function: protein binding; catalytic activity. Lineage: Eukaryota; Metazoa; Arthropoda; Malacostraca; Decapoda; Portunidae. The coding region runs from base 1 to 1707 and encodes 568 amino acids. The transcript is spliced from 7 exons.